UCAUGACUUCAACGAACACCUCCCGACAAACUCUACGACAGACUGACUUUCUCCCAUCCCGUUUCUCGGGUGGUAAACUUGAUAGGGACAACUCGACUGCGCACUUCUUGACUUUCGACGACUAUCUAGAUGCGCAUGACAUUGACAAAGCCGACCCCGACCAAUUCCAGACAAUACUGCGAACAUUUAGACGGACUUUACAAGGACAGGCGCGACUUUGGAUUGACGGACUUCAAUUUAAUACGUAUAGCGACCUUAAGGAUGGGUUCAUAAGACGGUUUAGUCCCGCUAAAUCGUCAUAUAGCCAUGUGACAGACUUCAAAAAUAUGACCAUGACGAAUGACGAGAGCGCAGACGCGUUCUUGCAAAGGUUGCGAACAACAGCAGCCUACAUCGAAUAUGGGGAAACCCAGAUUAGGCAUAAGUUGUUGGAUUCUUUGCCAUCAGACUGCCGUGCGACCAUACUAAUGACCGCCCCCGACCUGACCUCAGAAGAAAUAGCGGCGAAAGCCCAACUAUUUUUAGACCUCAAUGAUAGACAGACUAAGCCGACCAAGGAGUUAUCUUUCUCUGCUCAAGAGGAAAUAGAUCAAUUAAAGGAGCAAAUACACUAUUUAAACCUCAAGACAGACAGAGACAAUGAUAAUAAGCCGAAAUCCCCCACCCAACGACCCCCAACCCCACGACAACCCCGGGGGGUUAUGCCAACCAUCAAUACUACCCACAACAACAACAACAGCCCCAAUAUCAACAACCCCACUGUCAACAACAACCCCAAACUCAACCACGCCCACAGGAUUUUUAAGACGGGAGAGAGCCAAUAG
Molecule: messenger RNA, 824 nt
Organism: Lytechinus pictus (painted urchin)
Lineage: Eukaryota; Metazoa; Echinodermata; Echinoidea; Temnopleuroida; Toxopneustidae
Exons: 2
Coding region: 3-824 (273 amino acids)
Source: RefSeq, a predicted model, not a curated record